Messenger RNA from Bactrocera oleae (olive fruit fly), 2047 nucleotides. The record is from RefSeq and is a predicted model, not a curated record. Lineage: Eukaryota; Metazoa; Arthropoda; Insecta; Diptera; Tephritidae.
AUCAGCCAUUAGGGUAGUACUACCAGAUUUUAUUGUGUUCAUAAAAUUCUUUUUAGGAUUAACCGCAUCAUACGGUGGCUUUUCCCUAUAAGAGUAGGUUCCAUUCGAUCCUAGAAACUUUAGUUGACCGCUGGGAUUAUUUCUCUGCCCUCCUUCUUAUCCACACAACCCCUCACCAGGCCGGCUUUCAAUCACAAAAACUUUGUACUGCUUAUAAGAUCAAAUAAAUAGUUAAAUUUCAUAUAAAUUAAUAUAUUAACCAAUAUGAUUAUAAAAUUAAAUCAGAAACUGAAACGGAUUUAAAUUCAGCGACAUCUUGUUCAGAUUAUCGUUGUUCAGAAAAUUUAUAUCCAUUAUUCGAAAAACUGCUUGUCUGGCAAUGUUAUAUGAAGUGUUCGAAAUCGAAAUGAGACCCAUAGCCGUCCUUUUCACACUUAUACCGGUUAACAAAACGUCAAACAAACGCGAAGUAUUAGCUUUGGUUGUAGCCAUUUUAGUGAAAACUUUAAGUCGUCGGUAAAUUAUUCCUGAAACAGUUCUAAAACGUAUCUAACUUUUACUUUUCAAUAAACAUGGCUCAUGAGCGUUCGCCAUCUGCCGGAGUAGAAAAAGAGGGAAAGGAUGUAAAAGAAUCGUCGACAAAAGAUGUUAAGCCAAAAGUUAGUUCGUCAUCGAAUUCUAACCGUGGACGAGAACGUGACCGCAGGAGACGAGGUUCGGCAUCAUCUAGCAGCGACAGUAGCGGCAGUUCGUCAGAUAGCAGUUCUUCAAGAACUACUUCAGGGUCAGGAUCACGUUCAAGCUCUUCAAGUUCUAGCGGUUCAUCAUCGUCUUCGACUUCAUCUUCAACCGAUUCUGAUCGCAGUGUAAAUAAUAGACGCCGUGGCGGAGCAGGUAACUCAAACACAGCACGAAAGAGUGGGUCUCAUUCCCCGCGUCGUUCAAAAUCUCCAAGAGACACUAGCAAGGCACGUAAAGAUAAUUCCCGUUCUAAAGAACGCGAACGGGAACGUGACCGCGAUCGUAAUGAGCGCGACCGAGAUAGAGACAGAGAGCGAAAUGAACGAGAUCGUCGACGAUCACGUUCCCGAUCCAAGGAACGUGUGCGACGCACAUCAAAUGAUCGCGGCGGUGGAGUUGGAGUUGGAGACGUUUCCAAUAUUAAACGUGAACGUUCUAAAGAUCGCGAGCGUGAACGUCGUUCACGUUCGGGUUCACGUUCUCCACGGCGUCGUGUACGCAGUUCAGGCGAACGCAGUCCUGCAACAAAACGACGUGAGCGCUCGCGCUCACGCUCAACUACACCAAAACCCACUCGAAUACAUGUUGGUCGAUUAACCCGCAACGUUACAAAAGAACAUGUUGUUGAGAUAUUCAGUUGCUUCGGAGAGGUGAAAAAUGUAGAAUUCCCAACCGACCGUUAUCACCCUUCAUUUGGACGUGGUAUUGCAUACGUUGAGUAUGCAACAGCAGAGGAAUGUGAAGCUGCCAUGAAGCAGAUGGAUGGAGGACAAAUUGAUGGGCAAGAAGUUACUGUGUCACCGGUGUUAACACCAAAAAUACGUGCACCUGCUAGACGUCCUUCACCCAUAAUGCGGCGCCCGGUAGGAAGAUGGCGUUCGCCGCCUCAAUUCAACAGAUUCAACAAUCGUGGUAGGCGCUCACCCCCGCGUGGUAGACGUUCACCACGGCGACGUUCCCGUUCACCAAUUCGCCGUCGCAGACGUAGCAAUAGCUCGGACAGUUCUCGUUAACGGAUAAUGGACAAAUAAACAAAUUACUGUGCAAGUUUUAAAGAUCACACUACGCAGUCAACAACAAAUUUCUUGACUUCUAACUUGUUCAAGUUUUUAUUUAAAUUUAUCUACUUGCAGUUUACGUCAAAGUCGUCUACUUGAUGUUCUAUAUAAAAUCAGAAUUGUGAAUGUAUUGAAUUAUAGUAUACACCUUUAAAAUUCAACUAUUUUUCUUCAAUAUCCGAAGUUGUAAAAUAUAUCAUCUGUAAACCGUAAUGGCUUAAGACACCUUUAAAAAAGAAAUGUAAAAA